Molecule: messenger RNA, 615 nt
Organism: Balearica regulorum gibbericeps (East African grey crowned-crane)
Lineage: Eukaryota; Metazoa; Chordata; Aves; Gruiformes; Gruidae
Source: RefSeq, a predicted model, not a curated record
AUGCAGUAUUACAAUCUGAGAGGUUUACUUGAUUUCUCUCUGCCUUAUGUUUUGUGCUUAGGUGACUGCCAGCUGCAAACACCGUGUCGAAUCCAGAAGUGCACGACAGAUUUUGUAUCCUUAACUUCACAUCUCAACUCUGCUCUUGAGGGCUUUGAUUUGGAGUUCUGCAAGGCACUGCGAGCAUACUCUGCCUGUACCUAUCGCAAUUCCAAAGUAUGCCGUGGAAACCUAGUCUACCAUUCGGCAGUGCUUGGGAUCAGUGACCUCAUGAGCCAGAGAAACUGUUCCAAAGAUGGACCCACAUCCUCCACCAACCCUGAAUUGACCCAUGAUCCUUGCAAUUACAGUGGUCACACAGAACCCAGGGAGCAUCACAGAGGGGAGAAGACUCCUCCUCCUACAUAUCUAUUUUGUGGCUUGUUUGGUGAUCCUCAUCUGAGGACUUUUAAGGAUCGCUUCCAGACAUGCAAAGUGGAAGGUGCUUGGCCCCUCAUAGAUAAUAACUACUUAUCAGUGCAAGUGACCAAUGUGCCUGUGGUCCCAGGAUCCAGCGCUACUGCUACAAAUAAGGUAUGGAUUGUUCUUAAGCACUUUGCAUGUAUACAGAAGUAA